Molecule: messenger RNA, 699 nt
Organism: Hibiscus syriacus
Lineage: Eukaryota; Viridiplantae; Streptophyta; Magnoliopsida; Malvales; Malvaceae
Product: (+)-delta-cadinene synthase isozyme A-like
Exons: 2
Coding region: 326-646 (106 amino acids)
Molecular function (GO): terpene synthase activity
Source: RefSeq, a predicted model, not a curated record
AAUAUCUUCAAUUUACGUUGUCUUUUUUGACUUUAAUGAUCAAUCUUCUAUCUAUAAAUACAUGCAUCAAUUGCAUACUUACUCUCAUCCCGAAUCUCUGUUUUUAACCUUAUAAACAGUAGGCAAAGGCAGCAAACCAAUCUUUGUGUUAUUUGCUUCCAAGAACCCUACUCCUUCCCUUCAAGAUAUCUUUGAUAAUGGCUUCAACACAAGUUUCACAAGUUGCUGCUUCAUCCCUUCCCGUCAUUCCAACGGACACUGAAAACCGGCCCAAGGCCGACUUUCAUCCCGGCAUUUGGGGUGAUAUGUUCAUCAAUGUCCCAAUAUGGAUAUUGAUGCUGCAACUGAAUUACAAUUCGAAGAAUUGAAAGAGCAAGUGAGGAAGAUGAUUGUGGGACCCGUUGAUGAUUUGAACCAAAAGCUGGCCUUCAUUGAUGCAGUUCAAAGAUUGGGUGUAAGUUAUCAUUUCGAGAAAGAGAUUGACGAUGAACUUGAGAAUAUUUACCAUGACAUGAAGAGCGAUGAUGUUGAGUAUGAUCUCUACACCACGGCUCUUCGAUUCCGAUUACUAAGACAACAUGGCUACCGUGUUUCCUGCGGUAAUUUAGUCUUGAACUUUCAUACUUUUAAGAUUAUUGAACCGUAAUUCGUAAUUAUCAACACACAAAAAACUUAGAAAUAUAAAUAUAUUGAUGUAUU